AAGAAAGACAUGCAGGAAGACGGCAUCCUACAGCAAAAGAUAAACCGCACCCCAAACACGCUACUGUGUAUUUAAAAGCCAUCUAUCUCAACGUCAAUGCCAUCCCGCCACGUGACGCCAGACCCCCAGCAAAGACUGAAAUAGCUACCAAGCAACAUCGAUAGCUGUCAAUAUCACCGCAACACCUGGUCGCAUUCGUGGAUCGUGUCGCCAUGAAGUUGAUCGGCCAUUGCGUAGGGCUACUUUUAUUUGGAAUAACAUCGUGUCAAGUUUGGAUCCCAAAACGUGAACUAGGGUUUGUAUACAACAGAGGAAAGGCAGAUGCCCCUGUUAGAGUCGACGCCUUCCUGGAUCUCCUUUGUCCCGACAGUAAGCGAGCCUACGGAGUCAUCCGACAAGUGGCUGAACACUAUGGACCAGGUGUGCUCCAGUUGCGAGUUCACAUGUUCCCCUUGCCGUAUCAUAAGAACGCAUUUGAUGCUGGAAAGGGAGCGUUCGUCGUGGACAGGUUGACGGAGGGCAACAAGACGUACGAGUGGUUCAACAACGUCUUUGACCACAUGGGUAGUUUCUCUAACAGCUUCACCCACGGGGAGACAGGGAUGAAGGUGUUCAGUGACCUGAGCUCCUUGGCCCAAACACUCGGGAUCAACAAGAACGACUUCAAGGAGCUCAUGACAACGAAUCCCGAAUUAGAGCUCGAGGCGCGUCUAGCCUGGAAAUAUGGCUGCACACGCGCCAUUCACUCCACUCCUAUGGUGAUGAUCAACGAUAUUCUUGUUAACGCCAAUCAUCCAGAAAACCUAUCAUUUGAUCAGUGGAUAACGAUCAUUGACCCUUUGCUGAAACGAAGACCUAAGGCUGGAAUAAAAAUAAUUAGACUUCAUAAGGAGAAUUAAUUUAUCUUGCUGACAUCUCUUCACGUCUCAACACGGGUGGACCCACCAGCGCAGUAUGGGGGACUCUCAACUUGCUCACAUCUAUGUCAGGAACUUCAGUCAGCGUCUUGAUCCGGCAGUAUUAUAUGAACAUGCAGAGCAUCAUUUGAAAUUCCACUGCAGGUGCUGCACGACCGCACUAAUUGGUCAAAUAAUGUUGCUCGCUCGCACCAAUUCUUCAAAUAUUACAGCACGCGGCACUGAUUGGUCAAAUAAAGCUGCUCGUCCGCACCCCUCCUUCAAAUAAUGCACCAUGUCCGCACAAAUUGCUCAAAUAAUGCAUAUCAUCCGCACAAAUUAUACAAAUAAUCCAAAAUGUCUGCACCAAAUAUUCAAAUAAGCAAUAACAUAUAUGUUUUUGCUUUAGUUUAGAUAUGCCCAUUCUACUUGUGGUACUGGUAUAUAGACAGCUGGUUUAAGCAUUAUUUCCAUAAAACAGCCAUAAAUACCACAAUCAAAUACCACUGUACAUCUUCUUUGAAAGUUAGCAAUGUGUCCAUUAAAACCAUUUUACAAAACCCAAA
Molecule: messenger RNA, 1462 nt
Organism: Haliotis rufescens (red abalone)
Lineage: Eukaryota; Metazoa; Mollusca; Gastropoda; Lepetellida; Haliotidae
Exons: 6
Coding region: 213-899 (228 amino acids)
Source: RefSeq, a predicted model, not a curated record